AGAGUUGUAAUCACCAUUAUCAACUAUGGACAGUGACUGUAAACAAGGACAAGCCUUCGGCCCAUCUGUAAGUAAAACUUCAGUUGCAAAUAUGAAUUGUUUUCAUGUGCAGAAAACGCGCGGUAAAUUAUUUUCCUCCAUACAUAAAUGAUUUCUUUCAAAAUUUUUAACAGCAUGAAUAUUCAGAAAAGCCGUGCAGCUGCUGGAGUACGAAAGCAAAAGGCACCCAUGAUGAACGAUGUUACGACUCCGAAUAAACAACGUAAAAUCAUUGAGCAGUCUUGGCCUCAGAACCAAAGCCAGUUUUCAACCCAAAGGGGGCCUCUUACGCAAGGCCUUGGUUCGGAACCUUACACCUUGGAACAAUCAACACAGAUAUGGAUUGAGUUACAAAAUCAGAAGAAUUUACUUACCGAAACUGAAUUUUUGGGAGGACAAGACCAACUUGCAGCAGCUAAUUUAAAAAUUGAAGAACUGGAAAAUAAUCUGAGCAAAACAAAGGAAAUUAAUGAGACGAUGGCCAAUCGUAUUCAGAAAGAUAUUAAAACACGAGAUGAGAUAAUAAAAAAACAAAACACAUGCUGGCAACUGAUGGCUAUCAUACAAGAGCAUACCGAUGUUAUAGAAAACACAUGUCGAGAAAAUGAAGAACAGCGAAAAUCCUUAGAGGAUCUCUACAAUAAGGUGAUUCUGAAACAACAGGAUAGUUGGAAGAACUUAAGCGAACACUACAAUCAAGGUAACUUACAAUUAGUACCGUGUACCAGUUUUAAUUUAUGGAAACAGUCUUUGGUUUGCUUAUUUUACUUUUAUCGUUGGACAAAACUAUGUGUGAUAUAUUUGUCUUUGUAUUUCACAGUUUCAGCGGCGAGAAAAAACCUAGAAAAUGACUUGAUAAUAAAAAACGACGAACUAUCCACCAUCCGUGAGGAUUACGAAAAACUUGCAGAUGUUAUAAAGGAAAAGACGCAGUUAAUGUUUGAAAUUUCAUCUAAACGGGACGAAUGUGAGAAAAUAAUCCAUGAAAAUAACGAAAAAUAUAACCAAGAGAAGACGGAAUUGAUGAAUACCAUCAAGCAAAUUGAGGCCACUUUGAACAUGGAAAGAGAGUCCACAUCCAAAUUGGCAGAGGUAAAUAAUGAGAACCUUGAAAAAUAUCGAUUGUUUUCCUCCAAAUAUAAGGCGCUAGAAGUUAGUUCUGCAGAAUAUGAAAAUCAGAUUAAACUGUUGAAAUCUAACAUACUGGAACUAAAAGAGAAAGAGACGAGUUUGCAGAAUGAGCUAGAGGAAUUGAGAACUUCACAUUUCAUAGAAAUUGCUAAUAAAGAUCUCGAACUAGCUGCUCAUAGAAAGCAGCUUCAAGAUGUGACUUUACUACAUGCAGAGACAAUUGAUAAGCUUGACAGAGAGACUCUCUGUAACCAGGAAUUAUCAGCAACUUUAGUCAAAGCAAACGAAGAAGUUUUAGAACUAAACAAUACCAUCAAGAAUAAAAAUGAACAGGUCGAAGAACUUGAAAUCGAGCUAAGUGGUGAGAUAGAGCUAAAUAAAAAGUUAUCUGCGGAAAUUCAGAAACUUAAUGAAAAACUCAGUGUCCAAGAAAAAGAGAUCGCUCAGGUAACAGCAAAUAUUGAAAUGUACAAAGCUAAGGAGGAUACGAACGACGGGAAAUUAUCUGAAGCAAGGAUCGAAUUGGCCUUGGUUGAGCAAAAAUUGAAAGAUAAAUGUACUGAAACUGCCAAGCUCCUUGACAAAAUGGAUGAAAGGAAAUUAAACGAUGCAAAAGAAGCAGUAGAGCUCAAGAAGCACCUGAAAGAAAGAAGCGAACGUAUUGAGGAAUUAGAGAAGCGUAUAGAAAUUCUGAAGAAAGAUAUAAGUGCCAAUAAGUUGGAAUAUGAAAAGAAAAUACAGGAAGCUAGGCGUUCGCAAAAACAAUGUAAAAUUGCUGGCCAUGAGGCAGAAAUCAGAGAAAAAAAUAUGAAAAUUGACCAACUAAAUCAGGAGCUGUCGACCGAAAAACUCAAGUUCACUCGAGUUAAUUUAGAGAGUAUUGAAUUUCAUAAGAAUGAAAAAGAAAAAAAUGAAAAACACGAAACCCAAAGCAAAGAAAUGAAACACCAAUAUGAAGAACUUAAAAAAAAAAUCUCUGCAUUGAGACAAGAGAACGAUAAUCUCAAGCAGAAACAAUUAAAAGAUUCAAACACCUCAAUGGAAGCUAGAAAUGUCCAGAAAUCGCUAUCAAAAAUGUCAAGCUUAUCAAUGCUGCCAUCUCCUACUAUACCAAUAUCCAAGCCGAUACUAAAAUUGCCAAACAAAGAUAGUCCAAUUAAGCAGCACAGGGUACAGUUUGGUAAUACAUCUCAACAAACAGUACAAAAUACGGAAGUAGAAAGGAUCUUUGAAGAAGCCGAACGUCGUAUCGCACAAGCCAGUAGGCCGGAUUGGCAGAAAAUGCUACAUGGUACGCCAACAAAAUCAGUGAAUAUCUCGGAAGCCUUCAAAAGAGGAUCACAGACAAAAAAAUACAAGUUCUUCAAGUCAAAAACUUCCAAAACCGGAAAUUAAAAUGAAUGAGCAUCAGGA
Molecule: messenger RNA, 2583 nt
Organism: Athalia rosae (coleseed sawfly)
Lineage: Eukaryota; Metazoa; Arthropoda; Insecta; Hymenoptera; Athaliidae
Product: putative autophagy-related protein 11
Exons: 11
Coding region: 148-2565 (805 amino acids)
Source: RefSeq, a predicted model, not a curated record